Messenger RNA from Rattus rattus (black rat), 1798 nucleotides. It is a transcript of the gene Cdc25c, whose product is annotated as cell division cycle 25C. Bases 177 to 1544 code for a protein of 455 amino acids. The record is from RefSeq and is a predicted model, not a curated record. Gene Ontology annotation, biological process: positive regulation of G2/MI transition of meiotic cell cycle; protein dephosphorylation; G2/M transition of mitotic cell cycle. The transcript has 14 exons. Gene Ontology annotation, cellular component: cytoplasm; nucleus. Gene Ontology annotation, molecular function: protein tyrosine phosphatase activity. NCBI's taxonomy places the organism in Eukaryota, Metazoa, Chordata, Mammalia, Rodentia, Muridae.
GGUUCAUUCGGGACCGGAGGUCCGAAUAGCCUUGUUUUGUUAGAUCCGUUUCUUCUGGUCAAGAACGUGAAAGUGGGUGGUCCGGAUCAAGCCAGUCUUCUCUGCAUUCCACCUUUGAAGUCCUGAGCUUGCCGGAAGUCUAUAGCUCCACCUCGCUCGGUGAAGACGCUGAGGUCAUGUCUACAGUACCUUUCCCAUCUGCAAGUGAAGAGGGGAGUUAUGUCUCAGCACCCAGUUUUAGGUCCAAACAAAGGAAGAUGUUACACCUACUUUUGGAGAGAAACGCUUCUUUUACCGUUGGUUCAGAUUUCCCCGAAUCUCCGGGUGACAAACUCCAUGACUCGGCAAACCUAAGCCUUCUGUCCGGAGGAACCCCAAAAUGUUGCCUUGACCUUUCGAGUCUUAGCAAUGGAGAGGUGUCUGCUUCUCACCUUUCUACUUCUGCUGACAUUGAGGAAAACGGUUCCUUGGACUCCUCAGGACCUCAGGAUAUUCACUUACCUGGCAAGGAUUUUCACCAGGACCUUAUGAAAGGCAUCCCAGCACAGCUUCUCUGUAGUACUCCAAAUGCUUUGGAUCAUGGCCACAGAAGGAAGGAUGCAAAGUGUAGCACAUCUGCAAAUAAAGAAAAUAUAAACACCACUUUUAAAACAUUGGAAUGGGAGGCACCUAGGACCCCGAGGCUUCAAAAAAAGCCUGGCGAUCCUCUGGCUUCUCCUCUCUGUGAGCUGGAAAAUGGAAUCUUGCUGGAAAGUGAAAUGAAGAAUCUGGGCAGUCCCAUUACUACAGUUCCAAAACUGAGUAAAAAUCUCAAGCUAGGAGACCAAGAAGGGAUUUCAGAAGACCCAAUGGAGUGUUCCCUGGAAGACCACGAUACCAAGGGCUUAAGUCUGAAGAAGACGGUCCCUCUCUGUGGCAUGGAUGCCAUUGAGAUGGAGGAGGAAGAUUCUGACUCAGAGCAUCUGACUGGUGAUUUCUCAAAGGCGUGUGUGCUGCCAACAGUGCCAGGGAAACACCAGGAUCUGAAGUAUAUCAGCCCGGACACGGUGGCUGCAUUGCUGUCUGGGAAGUUCCAGAGUGUGAUCGAGAGGUUUUAUGUCAUUGAUUGCCGUUAUCCGUAUGAGUACCUGGGAGGACACAUCCUGGGAGCCUUAAACCUGUACAGUCAGAAGGAACUAUACGAGUUCUUUCUGAAGAAGCCUGUUGUCCCUGAGGACACCCAGAAGAGAGUCAUCAUUGUGUUCCUCUGUGAAUUCUCCUCAGAGAGAGGCCCCCGAAUGUGCCGUUCUCUGAGAGAAAAAGACAGGGCUCUGAACCAGUAUCCGGCAUUAUACUACCCCGAGCUGUAUAUCCUCAGAGGGGGCUACAGAGAUUUCUUUCCAGAAUAUAUGGAGCUGUGUGAACCCCAGGGCUACUGUCCUAUGCUUCACCAGGACCACCAGGCCGAGCUGCUGAGCUGGCGCAGCCAGAGCAAAGCCCAGGAAGGGGAGCGGCAGCUGCGGGAACAGAUUGCCCUCCUGGUGAAGAAUGUGAGCCCUCAAUAGUGACUGACGGUGGCAGUGAAGACACUACAGCCCUGAACAGGGGUCCUCGUCCAUGUUGCUAAGCCUAUAAUUGUAUCUGCAAACACAUGCAUAGCCGGGCAUGCUGCAAGGGCCUUUAGUCCCAGCACUACGGAGGCAAAGGCAGGAGGAUCUUUGAGUUUGAGGCCAGUCUGGUCUACAUGCAAAACAAAGCAAACAGCAAGCCCAUUAAACAAAAACCUCGAGAUGUGUGUGAGCCACAGCCUGUCAUGUGC